Messenger RNA from Pocillopora verrucosa, 2776 nucleotides. NCBI's taxonomy places the organism in Eukaryota, Metazoa, Cnidaria, Anthozoa, Scleractinia, Pocilloporidae. The record is from RefSeq and is a predicted model, not a curated record.
AUGCGAUUGACGAAGCUGGCAACUUACUCUUUAACAAGAAUCGUUAUUUUGGUGUUGUAUAUAACCACACUUCAACCUACUUCAUCGCUUGGUUCUUUAAAUGCAGACGGUGUUGAGAAGUACGUGAUAACGAGAAGGGGUAGAUAUACCGACCUGUUCAGAGUUCAGUACAAAACUGGCUUCCAAUGCCCUUCAGAUGUUUGUGCUAACACUUCGGCUUUUGAAAACAAUACCACACCAUGUAGCUGUACGUGUAAGGGAAACACUCCAACCUUUCUCCCGGAAUUAGACAGUUGUGGUGAUACAGCAAGUGUAAAAAAAUCUCUGUUUGGAAAUUGUUCAGAAGCACUUGGUUUGGAAAGUGAAAAAGUCAAUGAUUCCCAACUAAGAGCCUCAAGCUAUUAUCCAAACUAUAGUCCUUUGGAAGGAAGACUGAACAAUGAGAAGGCCUGGUGCACCUCAUCUAAUAACAGCUUUUUACAGAUUGACUUACUGGAGGUCAGGCAUGUCUCAGCACUUGCAACUCAAGGAUACAAAGGAAGAUUCUUUAAUUAUGUUAAAACAUAUGAGAUAAAGUACAGUUAUGACGGUGUAAAAUGGUUUGACUAUAAAGAUGACAGUGGUAAAAAAAAGACAUUUACUGGAAAUAAAGAUACAGACAGCGUGAAAUACAACAACUUUAAAGGGUCUUUUGAAACAAGGUUUCUGAGAAUAUAUCCUAAAAAGUAUAACAGGCAUGGGUUCAGAUGUCUCAGAGUUGAAGUGUAUGGAUGUAAUGAUAAUGCUGUUUGCUCCCGUUUCUUUGAGUGGGACUUUUUCCUGAAAUCCCUCAACCUAGCAAAUGAAGGACAAGUGAAUAUUAUUUCAGCUAAUAUCUAUCAAAGCUGUCAAGUUGUUCCUGGAAGUGCAGCAUACUACAACUAUCAACUGGAAAACAAGUGGGUGGGGAUAAACCUGGAAAUGUUCAAAGUGGAAAAAACACAAAACAAACUAUUCUUCAAGUGGGCAGAUACCACAGAAAAGAACUUCUUGGGAAGAAUUGUGCAAGUAAAGGUCACUUGUAGUUAUUCAGCUCCUGCAUCUAGACCAACCAAAACUGCUUGUCUGGUUUUCAAGACCUCAGGACAAAUCACUUUGGAUCUAAGUUCUAUGGCAAAGACAACACCAUAUAUUUCUCCAGUGACUACAGCGACUGAUUUAACUGAACCAACAAAAUCUUCUGAGAUGUAUUUAGUGACAAAAACUGUUGGAGACACAGAUGAAAAAGACACAAGGACGAAUGGAAGCAGCAGUGGAUCUGGAGUUUUGAUUGGUGUUGCUGUGGCAUGUGCAGUUGUGUUUGCAAUUAUCCUUAUUCUCCUCGUUGUAUUUUGCAAGAGGAGAAAAUUGAGUCGAAGGAAACGAAAAAAGCACACGGCAAGGCUUCAUGUUGGUAAUGCAUUCUCUAACCAAGGGGAGGAGGCUAUAAUCCCCUUACCCCCAUCUGAAGGCCGACGAGCUGUUGAUGAAGCAGUUUAUGCAGAAAUAGGAAGUCCGUCGUGCGAGGAAUAUACACUCUUGAAACCUGCACCUGAUAGAUGUCGCUCAGAGUAUCAAAGUCUGAUCAAGCCUAACGAAGAUCAUUCUGGUUACUUAAUUCCACUGGAAGUAACAGGAUCUGCCGAUUGUCACCCAGAUGGAGCUAUUCUCAGCGAACUCCAAAGUCCAAAACCACCUCAAGAUAAGCCAAAGGAUAAAACCUAUGAUUAUGCUAAACCAGAAGGAAUCAUUAUGUUAACAGCUAGUCGCUCAAGUUUAGACAGUCUUGACUCCCAUAGACAAGCUGAUGUUCCUUCGUCACCGAAAAAUACAACCUUCCAAGGACCUAAUUCUCCUAGAUCACCAGGGGCCUCUUCAAAGGAGCCCUCGCAUGACAAGGAGGGUGAUGACUCAUUACAAGCAGAUGAUUAUAUCGAAGUUCUCCCAAAUUAAGCGAUUGGAUCAUAAUAGUUGACAGGGUUAAGGAUGGUCUCAGUUCCCACGUUCCCACAUUCUGUCUUGCCCAUCUCUCAUCCUCCAUUCCUGUAACACCAUCACUGCUAGUCAAUUAUAAACAAAAUAACGCAUUGUUUUGCAUUUCUAUUUUCAUUAUAGCGGAGCUCGCAGAGCGUAGCCCCAUAAUUAUAAAAAAUAGUAGUGACCCAUCAAGCCGAAAAAAUUGGGAUGUACGACCGAACGACUGUACGACCGACCGUACAAGGUGCUACUUUUAGCAUGCGCGGCCAACUGUACCACGGGCACUAUCUUAUAAUCAGUCCUCUACACGGACACGGAGAAGUUGCGAAUGAAAAUCCAUUAAUAUUACCACGCACUUUAUCCAUAGUAGGGGCUUUAGUUUUGUUGAAGAGAAGUGCGGGAAAAAAAUGCGAGUUACGCUUUUAGGCUUGCCUAAAUCUAUAUAUUAUUUCUCGCUCCUGGUCUUCUCUUCUUGUCUCCUGUUUCCCUCACUCCUGCGUCUCUCCACCGUGGGUUUCUUUACCCUUUAACUCCCAAGAUCUGAUUGUUCAUUCUCCCCUCAUUAGAAAUUCUGUCUUGGUCACUCACGGGAGUUAAAGGGUUAACUUUCACAUGUUUUUUUCAAUUUGGAAAAGACUCAAGAUCUCAGAUUCAGCUUAGUUCUGUAGUGUACUUAGCUCACUUGAAGGAGAAGGAUUCCCAAACAACCAUUCAAUUUUUAUUUCCGGUAAUAAAAGGUUAGUAAAGAAAUUUACAGCAUACCGCAUUUUGAGAUUCCAAA